GGUCAGCGCCAUUUUGUUAAGGCCGCUGAGUGAUGCAAGAAUCGCUGGUGUUUGCAUUAGAUAACGUGUCCAUAAAUUAUUAAUUGAGUAAAUAUUCAUUGAUUUCUACACAGAAAAAUAGGUACUACAAAUGAGUGCUCAAGAUGUCGAGUAUCUUGAAACAGAGGAGGUGUAUAUGCAACUCAAUCAGUCCGAAGUUACAGGAACAGAUGUUGGUGAUGAUCAAGAUGACCACUGGGACAAUAAUAGUACCAAAACACUUUUAGAUUUAUAUUUACAAAAUUUGGACAAAUUUCGCAGUUCAAAAGUAAAGAAGAAGACUGUCUGGGCAGAAAUAGCACAUGCGGUAGGAAAUAGCCCCGAGAGCUGUGAUAAAAAGUUCCGAAAUUUAAAACAAACAUAUGUAAGACUUUUGAAGAGACGAAAUAGAAAUGAGAUUGUUAUGAUAAAAUGGCCUUAUUUUGAAAUAUUUGAACAAAUCUACAGUGAGAAUGGGGAGUAUAGACCAGAUAUACAAGUAAAAAUUCAGGACAAUGCAACUGAAACUGUCACUAAGGCUAUAUUGUCUAUGGCUGAACCAUCGAAAUUUGAACAGGAACCCGAUAUGGGUGAAAAUUCAAAUGGUCAAAGCGAGGAGUCUAAAAGGAAAUUAAAUAGGCGAAGAUAUACUGAUUUCCGUAAGGUAGCACUAGAAAUGAGAAACAGGCAGAGGACAGUCGAAGAGAAGUUAGAUAAAUUAAUAAAUAUAGUACAAGAAUCAAAUAACAUACAAAGAGAACGGAAUAUAUUGUUUCAACAAUUUUUGAAUAGUUUAAAUCAAACUUGAUACAUUAAAAUAAUUAAAAUAUUGACCAAAUUUAAGAAGAAUUAUUAUAAAGUAUUUGACUUUUUAAGACAUUAACACAGGUUAUUACAAUCUGACAAAUAUAUUUUUAAAGGUUUGAA
Messenger RNA from Bombyx mori (domestic silkworm), 945 nucleotides. RefSeq lists its product as uncharacterized. Lineage: Eukaryota; Metazoa; Arthropoda; Insecta; Lepidoptera; Bombycidae. Bases 131 to 826 code for a protein of 231 amino acids. The record is from RefSeq and is a predicted model, not a curated record. The transcript is spliced from 2 exons.